Toxotes jaculatrix (banded archerfish) is the source of this 1580-nucleotide messenger RNA. RefSeq names its product coiled-coil domain containing 115 (gene vma22). Gene Ontology annotation, cellular component: extrinsic component of endoplasmic reticulum membrane. The record is from RefSeq and is a predicted model, not a curated record. Gene Ontology annotation, biological process: vacuolar proton-transporting V-type ATPase complex assembly. The coding region runs from base 119 to 781 and encodes 220 amino acids. The transcript is spliced from 5 exons. Lineage: Eukaryota; Metazoa; Chordata; Actinopteri; Toxotidae.
UGCUAACCGGAAGCAGUAAAGUGCAAUUCAAGCUAACCUUGAACGGCUGAUUUAUAGUAAAAACAACGGCAUUAAAGGCUGGAUUAUAAAGGACUUUAGUUAGUAUAAAAAGGCCGACAUGGGAUUGUCAGAACUGGAGGAAUCUUCCCUGUCACUGGACGAAAAGCUGCUCCGUUUCAUGGAGCAGCUGGAGUUGCUGGGGGAAAAACGAGCCGCUCUCAACUCUCUCACAGAGCAGGGAUGGUUUUCCAUCUCCAAGGCACGAUAUUCCAUGGGAAACAAACAAGUCUCUGCUCUUCAGUACGCGAGUGAGAUCGAGCCACUGGUCUGUGUUCAUGCUAGAACACUGGACAAUGGUGAGGUGGAGUUCUGCACAGAAAAAGCCACACAAAGGAAAGAGUCUGGAAAAGAUGGGAGGUCCAUAGAGGAUAUUGGACCUCAAGAAGAAGGUAUCAGGAGAAGAAACAAACCCAAAACAGAUACCACAGAAAAAGAGGCAAAUGACAGAGCAAGUAGUGAGAAAGCUCCUGAAGUAACUCCAGUUAAAAAAAGGGACCAGAAUCCUCAGCAAGACCCACUGAAGUGGUUUGGAAUUCUGGUGCCACAAUCUCUUAAACAAGCACAGUCGUCAUUCAAGCAAGUUAUAGAGCUGUCUGCUGAGAUUGCAACCCUCCAGACUGCAGUGUUGAACACCAGACAGGAGCUGAAGAGCAACAUGAAAGACAAACACAUUCUCCAGAGUAAGACCUCAGCAGCUCAGGUGGACAAGGUGGCAAACUAAAUAACACUGUCAAGGCAAAGCUGGAGAUGAUCUCUGACAAGAGCCUGUGGCUCAGAGAGUGACUGAUUGGAGUCAGCAGAUUAUUCUUCAGGGCUUAGUGGACUUUAUCUGGUGGAUUUCUAAGUGAAGAUCAAGGAUGUAGUUGUUCCUACUUGACGAUUUAUUGGUAUUAUAUACUGUUUUGUUCUGUUUUGACUGCCAGACUGAUAAGUAUGUAGCCUUUCUCAGGAUCAAUCAAAUCUGUGUUGUUGACUGCAGUAGAUUAAUUCAUAAAUACAAAUAAGACCAGUUUGAACUUUUUAUUUUUUGACUGAAGAGUUGGUAACACUUUCUGAUAAGGUAGCAAAGGGUUUGUGAGUUGAAACACCUCAUUAACUAUUAAUAAAUAAUUCACUGAUGCUUCACAGAUCAGUUAUAAGCUAAUCAGUAUUGUGCUUUUCCAGGUUUUGGAAAAUUACUUUGUUCGAUAUUUAUACUUUUAUUUGGUAAAUAUGCAGUUGUAAUGCUAACUACGUCAUGAAUAAAUAGAUGGCCCACAUCCUCCACAGGCCUUUUCCAGCAGGUAAAUGUUUUAUACAUAUUGAGUACCCUCUCAGUCCCUUUUUAUCAUGCUUGUCAUCUUACAAUGAUUUAUACGUUGCUUUCAGAUUUUUAUCUCAUGUCUGUUUAAUGCUUUCUGUCAGUGGCUUGUUCUUUAUAUCGUUCUCUAUUUAUUUUUGUUGUUUGGUUUGUGUAAAGCCUUUUCUAGCACUGGCUUUUAGAGGUUCUCAAACAAAUAAAGGUUAAUAAGGUCCCAUCA